AUGGAACCAAGGGCUGGAGGGCUUCAGGGUAUCGUGAAUCGCGAUGCACCACUCAUCUGCAAAACAUUCUCUCGCAUCAUCCCUCAGCCCUCACCCAAUUACUCGACGUACCGUCUGCCGAUCGUGUCUCACAUCAUCAGCUGCAAGCCUCACUCACCCUCGUUUGCACUCCACCCAGAGGAUGGCGCCCUCCAGCGCUGCAGCAGAAAACGACUGUUCGACAUUUUCAUCUCCCUCAACGCUCGCUUCUACGCCUGCUUCACGCCUGCUUUUACGCCAUCAUCAUCAUCAUCAUCAUCAUCAGCGUUUACUUCGUCUACGCCGCCUCCGCCAAUCAAGGCUGAUGACCCAGAUGGCACCUUUAAUGAAGACGAGGAAAGAGCGGCCAUAGCAUCAUGCAUCCUCGAGAUUGUAGCGAAGACUGUGCCAGAGUUAUCGCCAUCCAGCCCGCCUAUUCGCCGCCUCCGCGAGGAAAUCCAGGAGCAACUCCAACACGCCCAGAGAUUUCGGCUACCUACUUUGAACGACGCACCUGACACCCGGCCGUCUACAAACCCCGCUAUGGAUGAUCUCUGCCUGAAGGUCUCGACAUGCGAUUCGAGCACUUGGUGA
This is a messenger RNA of Macroventuria anomochaeta, 612 nucleotides long. RefSeq lists its product as uncharacterized. The coding region runs from base 1 to 612 and encodes 203 amino acids. The transcript has 2 exons. Lineage: Eukaryota; Fungi; Ascomycota; Dothideomycetes; Pleosporales; Didymellaceae. The record is from RefSeq and is a predicted model, not a curated record.